AUGUUUCUUUUCCUCUUGAAUGCCCUAGGUUUGUGCACAAAUGGUGCAUCACCCACUUCCAAGCCAGUAAACGAACAUACUCUUUGGAUAGCUGUUGGCAUAACUUUGCUAGUUGUCCUUUUAAUUAUUGUCUUAAUUGUUAUUUACUAUUGCUACUGCAGAAAAACAAACGAUACAGAGGAGAAAAAUGUUAAUUCAUCUCCAUUACUUGAGAGCGAAGAGCUUCAGUCCAAUGUUACUGCUCGAGAAGUAUUUAUUGAUGUUACAGCUCCACCACUUUCACCAGACCCAGCUCCAAUCCCAAUACAGCCAGUUGUUUUAGAACAAAAACCAGCUCCAGCUCCUCAAAAUGUCCCAGCUUCUGAAGAGCCAAAGAAGAAGAAGAAAAAGAGGAAAGAAAAGAAAUUACCUCCACCUCCAUCACCAGAUCCAAGUCUUCAAAACGAAGACGAUCAGAAGUUUGAUUCUGGCGAAGGUGUUGAUGUUUAUUCAAGUGAUGUAGUUUAUUCCUACUACUCCGAUGAAGCAUGA
Messenger RNA from Trichomonas vaginalis G3, 531 nucleotides. RefSeq lists its product as uncharacterized. The record is from RefSeq and is a predicted model, not a curated record. NCBI's taxonomy places the organism in Eukaryota, Parabasalia, Trichomonadida, Trichomonadidae. Bases 1 to 531 code for a protein of 176 amino acids. The transcript has a single exon.